AUGGCCUCGAUCUCUCCGACAUCAGGAGGUCAGUACCAUUGGGUGUCUGAAUUCGCACCUGCACGAACGCAGAAAUUUCUGAGUUACACAGUUGUACUUGGCUGGCAAGUGGGCCUGACCUCUCUGGCAUUCCUUGCUGGAACUAUGAUACAGGGUCUGCUCGUCCUCACCAACCCACAGUACCCGAUUGAGCGGUGGCAUGGUACCCUACUUGUCAUUGCCAUAACGGCAUUCUGCAUAAUAUUCAACACAGUACUAGCGAAAAGACUCCCAAUGGUCGAAGGCAUGGUCCUCUGCGUCCAUGUUCUGGGAUUUGCUGGCGUUCUGAUACCACUCUGGGUCUUGGCACCACUCAACAGCCCAACCCAAGUCUUUACGGAAUUCUUGAACCUCGGUGGAUGGGACACAAAAGGCUUGAGCUUCUUCGUUGGUCUUCUCGCCCCAGUCUACACACUUAUCGGAGCUGAUUCGGCAGUGCACAUGUCCGAGGAGAUCAAAAAUGCGUCCUUAGUACUCCCCAAGGCGAUAAUGUGGGCAGCAGGUGUGAAUGGCAGCAUGGGCUUCGUCAUGAUCAUUACAUUCUGUUUCACUAUGGGUAGCGUUGAGGAAAUCAUAUACUCCCCAACCGGGUUUCCUUUUAUACAGGUCUUUUAUGAUGUGACUCAGAGCUACUCCGGCACUUCCAUCAUGACGGCACUCCUUGUUGUCAAUAUCACCUCCGCAUGUAUCUCCACCGUCGCUACGGUGUCUCGUCAAACUUGGGCUUUUGCACGAGAUAACGGCCUUCCCUUCUCUAAUUUCAUUGCCUACGUCAAACCCGGCUGGAAUAUACCUCUCAAUGCCGUCCUGACUACCUUUGUGAUCACAGCAAUACUCUCGCUGAUCAACAUUGGCUCCACAGUCGCAUUCAACGCCAUCGGGUCACUUUCCGUCAGUGCAUUAUUAGGCACUUACAUCAUCUCAUUCACCUGUCUGGUGAUUCGUCGGUUCGAGGGGCCACUCCCGCAUCGCCGGUGGUCCCUUGGCUCUUUUGGGCUAUUCAUCAACAUUGGUGCGAUUUUGUUCCUGCUUGUGGUCUGGUUCUUCGUUUUCUUCCCGAUGUCCCCCCAUGUUACACCUGAAACGAUGAACUGGAACUCGGUCAUAUUUUGUGGAACCAUGGCUUUUGCCAUGCUGUACUACUUCCUACACGGACGCAAACAUUACACGUCGCCUAGGAACUUGAUAAAAAGAAACGGUGAAUAG
Molecule: messenger RNA, 1245 nt
Organism: Diaporthe citri
Lineage: Eukaryota; Fungi; Ascomycota; Sordariomycetes; Diaporthales; Diaporthaceae
Exons: 4
Coding region: 1-1245 (414 amino acids)
Biological process (GO): transmembrane transport
Cellular component (GO): membrane
Molecular function (GO): transmembrane transporter activity
Source: RefSeq, a predicted model, not a curated record